AUGUCUUCCCACGAUACCCGUUCCCUCCGCCAGUCAAAGCGGAUGUCAGUCACGACUUUAUAUAUGUCUAUGUCCGCAAAGGACAUGGAAAUGUCAGACGACUUGGCAAGAGCGCAAAAAUACCUCCGAGAAUUGAAAUCCAAGAUUUCAUCCCAAUCGAAGAAAAAUUUCGUCCUUGAGAAAGAUGUACGAUACCUAGAUUCACGGAUAGCCUUACUGAUUCAAAACCGGAUGGCACUGGAAGAGCAAAAUGAAGUGGCCUGCCACCUCGACGACGCCAUCGACCCCCAGGAGGGAUUCUUCCCUAGUGACGAGAAAACGCAAAAGUACGGCAACCUUCUUUUCCUCCUCCAGUCUGAACCCCGCCACAUCGCCCAUCUGUGUCGCCUGGUUUCCAUGUCCGAAAUCGAUUCCCUGCUUCAGACAGUCAUGUUCACUAUCUACGGAAAUCAGUACGAGAGCCGUGAAGAGCAUUUACUUCUGACCAUGUUUCAGUCCGUCCUAACGUACCAAUUUGAUAACACACCCGAGUACUCCUCGUUGUUACGCCAAAAUACUCCAGUUUCCCGGAUGAUGACCACCUAUACGCGCCGUGGUCCAGGCCAGAGCUACUUGAAACAAGUCUUGGCCGACCAGAUUAAUUCUCUGAUCGAGCUGCGUGAUGUCGAUCUGGAGAUUAACCCUUUGAAGGUAUAUGAGACAAUGGUGAAGCAGAUCGAGGAAGAUACAGGUUCUUUACCAGAUUACUUGGCCCGGUCUGUUACGGCGGAGGCCGCCGCAGAAAACGAACGAGUCCAGGCCAUCAUUGCACCGCGCUUGAGAAUGCUGACUGAUAUUGCCAAUGGUUUCCUGACGACGAUCAUUAACUCCGUUGAUGAGGCUCCUUACGGCAUCAGAUGGAUUUGCAAGCAGAUUCGGAGCUUGUCUCGACGCAAAUAUCCAGAUGCCCAGGAUCAAACCAUCUGUACCCUGAUCGGAGGCUUCUUUUUUCUGCGGUUUAUCAACCCUGCCAUCGUAACCCCGCGAUCCUACAUGUUGAUUGAGUCAAUCCCGACAGAGAGGCCUCGCCGCACCUUGACUCUUAUUGCGAAAAUGCUGCAGAACCUGGCCAACAAACCCUCAUAUGCCAAGGAGCCGUACAUGGCGAAACUUCAGCCCUUUAUCCAACAGAACAAGGAGCGUGUCAACAAGUUCCUGCUUGAUUUGUGCGAAGUCCAAGACUUUUAUGAGAGCCUGGAAAUGGACAACUACGUGGCGCUCUCGAAGCGAGACUUGGAGCUGCAGAUUACUCUCAAUGAGAUGUAUGCAACGCACGCACUUUUAGAGAAACACAGUAUUGCUUUGGCCCAAGACCAACACUCGCAUCUUCACGAACUCUUACAAGAACUUGGGUCGGCGCCUCAGCAGGUUCCAAGAAAGGAGAACAGGACCAUUACGAUACCCUUGUUCAGCCGAUGGGAAACGACUUUGGAUGACCUAACCGCUGCCCUCGACAUCACCCAGGAGGAAGUGUUCUUCAUGGAAGCCAAAUCAGCAUUUGUCCAGAUCCUACGGUCUUUGCCGCCGAACUCUUCGGUCGCGCGCCGCCCUUUGCGACUCGAUCGCAUCGCCGACACGGCAGCCACUCUGAAGAACGAUGUUAUGGUGCGGAAGGGAAUUCGUGCCAUAGAGCUGUUGAGUCAGCUUCAGGAAAUGGGAGUCAUCGAUCGCUCCGACGAAUUUAGUCUCCUGCGGGAUGAGGUAGAGCAAGAACUGGUGCAUCUGGGUUCCUUGAAAGAAAAGGUUCUGGACGAGACGAAGAAGCUCGAAGAGGUCUUCGCGACGAUCCGUGACCAUAAUGCCUACUUAGUGGGACAGUUGGAGACGUACAAGUCCUACUUGCAUAAUGUUCGCAGCCAGUCUGAGGGGAAACAAAGGAAACAGCAGAAGCACCAGGAGUUGGGGCCAUACAAAUUCACUCAUCAACAACUAGAGAAGGAAGGAGUGAUCCGCAAAAGUAAUGUUCCAGAAAACCGGCGCGCCAAUAUUUACUUUAUGUUCAAGAGUCCUUUGCCAGGAACAUUUGUCAUAAGCUUGCAUUACAAAGGACGUGCUCGCGGCCUCCUGGAGCUAGAUCUCAAGCUUGACGAUCUGCUGGAGAUGCAGAAGGAUAACCUUGAAGAUUUGGACCUGGAAUAUGUUCAGUUCAGCGUGUCAAAUGUGCUGAUGCUCUUGAACAAACGCUUCGCGCGAAAGAAGGGCUGGUAA
Messenger RNA from Aspergillus tanneri, 2247 nucleotides. Its product is annotated as Ras GTPase activating protein IRA2. Bases 1 to 2247 code for a protein of 748 amino acids. Gene Ontology annotation, molecular function: protein binding; GTPase activator activity. NCBI's taxonomy places the organism in Eukaryota, Fungi, Ascomycota, Eurotiomycetes, Eurotiales, Aspergillaceae. The record is from RefSeq and is a predicted model, not a curated record. Gene Ontology annotation, biological process: regulation of GTPase activity; regulation of actin cytoskeleton organization. Gene Ontology annotation, cellular component: cell cortex. The transcript is spliced from 4 exons.